UUAAAGGUACCUCUGUAAACAGCAGUUGUAAGAAUUAACGUGAGCGCGACACAUAAGAAACUGAUUUCUCAAAUAAUAUUACAGAGAUUUAUUAAUAUUUAUAUAUAUAUAUAUAACUGUUAUAUUUCAUUUUUAUUUCUUCUUAUAUAAACUUCAAAUUUACAUUUAUAUACAUGUCUUUAAUUUUAAUUGGAAAUCUUUUUACUUAUGUGAAAUUUUCAUUAAUGAACUGAUACAUGCAGGUCUGGACCUGUAAAAAUUAAAGGCUGGAAACAACAAAAGAAUUUAGGCCUAUUAAUUAAUAGAUUUAAAAGAAAAAGCAAGAAAAUUGUUCAAAAGUGGUGGGAGAUAUAUGACCUUCAACAUCCAACUCCAAAAAACAAAUGGCAAAUUUACGUAUUCUUUAAAGGGCAGGAAGCAACAUGUCACAAGCUUGUAACUAUAAAAUGUUUAUAUUUCUUAUUAUGUAAUAUAUAAAUGCAAUAUUUUCUUCUUCUGUUGCUUACUGUCUUCACGUUUAUAAUUAAAAACGAUGUUUGAAAACAACUAAGAUGUUUAUAUAUUAUCAAAGAUACGAUAACUAUAAACGUAAUGUUAUAUCUAAACGCAAAACAAAACAAUGCCAUAAGAGAAGUUCAAAAUUAUUUUCUUUGAACAAAAAAGAAGUUCGAAAUUGUUUUCAAAAUAACAAUGAUGUGUAUGUGAGACUAAUAAGAUUUUAAGGGAAUAAAAACGUCACCUGAAGAUAAACCAAUUAACUAAAAGUCCGAUUUUUCUUAGUCACAACAAUUGCUCAUUACUUCCUCUCUUUUUUUUUUUUUCUUUUGAUGUCUCUCAUUUCUUCCUCUAUAAAAGGGGUAAUGAAUUCUAAAGAUACUCACUCACAUCAACACCUAGAGAAGCAAAACAUCCGUCAGAAAAAAUGGUACAGGCUACGAUGCAGUCUUAUAUGGUAGGGGAGAUUGAGACAAGUAUUGAGAUCAAAGCUUCCGCCCAGAAGUACUACCACAUGCUCACCGGAAAACCAAAAGAUCUUCCGGAAGCCAGUCCUGACAACCUCCAGAGAUGUGAUGUGCUCGAGGGAGAGCCUGGAAAAGUUGGCCGUAUUCUCUCCUGGAACUAUGUAACUAAUGGACAGCCAAAGGUGAUGAAGGAGAGGAUCGAGGCACUGGAGCCGGAGAAGAAUCUGAUCGUGGCUAGGGUUAUUGGGGGAGAUCUAAUGAAAGAGUUCAAGAACUUCUUCCUCACUAUUCAGGCGACCCCGAAACAAAGAGGACCCGGAAGUGUUGUUAAGUGUCACCUGAAGUAUGAGAGGAUUGACAAGAAGGUGGCUGACCCAGAGGACAUACUCGUGUUGUUUGUCAAUGCAUCCAGAGACAUGGACAAAAUGCUUUCUUCUGAAUUCUAGAGGAUUCUUCGGAAAUCUUUUCAUCCAUCUAUCGAUCUAUCAUCUAUCCGUCCGACUAUGUGUCUAUCUAUCUAUAUAUUGUGUCUGGGUGUUUAGUAUAUAUUUCUCAAUAAUGUGAUCUCUCUAUAACUGAAGAGAUCUAAUAUAUGCAAGUAUGUCAUAAUCAUGCACGAUGCCUAGUGCGUACGUUUGAAGUUGUAAUUUGUAAAGUGUCACUUGUUUUGUUUUUAUCUUUGCUAAGAAAAGUGUGACUUGUGUGUUGCAAUGAGCUUUCUUCUUGAUCAGUAUACAUGUACGCAAGAAUAUUGGUG
Molecule: messenger RNA, 1719 nt
Organism: Brassica rapa (field mustard)
Lineage: Eukaryota; Viridiplantae; Streptophyta; Magnoliopsida; Brassicales; Brassicaceae
Product: MLP-like protein 31
Biological process (GO): defense response
Source: RefSeq, a predicted model, not a curated record